Fulvia fulva is the source of this 1728-nucleotide messenger RNA. Its product is annotated as Sulfate adenylyltransferase. The transcript has 2 exons. Gene Ontology annotation, biological process: sulfur amino acid metabolic process. Gene Ontology annotation, cellular component: cytoplasm. The coding region runs from base 1 to 1728 and encodes 575 amino acids. Gene Ontology annotation, molecular function: ATP binding; sulfate adenylyltransferase (ATP) activity; adenylylsulfate kinase activity. NCBI's taxonomy places the organism in Eukaryota, Fungi, Ascomycota, Dothideomycetes, Mycosphaerellales, Mycosphaerellaceae. The record is from RefSeq and is a predicted model, not a curated record.
AUGGCUAACCCUCCCCACGGCGGCGUCCUCAAGGACCUGAUUGCCCGCGAUGCCCCGCGACGACAGCAACUGUCGGAAGAGGCCGAGCGCCUCCCAGCAGUCGUGCUCAACGACCGCCAGCUCUGCGACUUGGAGCUGAUCCUCAAUGGAGGCUUCUCGCCGCUCGAGGGUUUCAUGAGCGAGAAGGACUACAAUGGCGUGGUGGAGAACAACCGUCUCGCGGACGGCAACCUGUUCUCCAUGCCGAUCACCCUCGACCUGAACCAGGCAGAGAUUGAACAGCUUGGAAUCAAGGCUGGAGCGCGCAUCACUCUCCGCGACUCAAGAGACGACCGCAACUUGGGCAUACUGAACGUUGAGGAUGUUUACAAGCCAAACAAGGACAAGGAAGCCAAGGAAGUCUUUGGCGGCGACCCAGACCACCCGGCUGUCAAAUACCUCUUCAAGCAGACUGGAGAGUACUAUGUCGGUGGUAAGAUCGACGCCAUCGACCGUCUCAUGCAUUACGACUACGUUGGCCUGCGCUACACACCCGCAGAGCUCCGCCUGCACUUUGACAAGCUCGGCUGGUCCAAGGUUGUCGCAUUUCAGACCAGAAACCCAAUGCACCGUGCUCACCGUGAGCUUACAGUCCGCGCUGCUCGCCAACGUCAAGCCAACGUCCUCAUCCACCCGGUCGUCGGUAUGACCAAGCCCGGUGACAUUGACCACUUCACCCGUGUUCGUGUCUACCAGGCUCUGCUUCCACGUUACCCCAACGGUAUGGCUGUGCUUGGUCUGCUCCCACUCGCUAUGCGUAUGGGUGGUCCUCGUGAGGCUGUAUGGCACGCCAUCAUCCGCAAGAACCACGGAGCUACCCACUUCAUCGUUGGUCGUGACCACGCAGGUCCAGGCAAGAACAGCAAGGGUGAGGAAAUUUACGGCCCAUACGAUGCACAGUACAUGGUCGAGAAGUACCGCGAUGAGCUCGGCAUUGAGGUGGUGCCAUUCCAGCAGAUGACUUACCUCCCCGACACCGACGAGUACCGACCAAAGGACGAGGUGCCAAAGGAGGUCAAGACUCUUGACAUUUCCGGCACCGAGCUCCGUCGCCGUCUACGAACUGGUGGUGACAUUCCAGAGUGGUUCUCAUACCCAGAGGUCGUCAAAGUCCUUCGCGAGUCGCACCCACCUCGCAACAAGCAGGGUUUCACAGUCUUCCUUACCGGCUACACUAACUCCGGCAAGGACGCCAUCGCUCGCGCAUUGAACGUCACCCUAAACCAGCAAGGUGGCCGAUCCGUCUCCCUCCUCCUAGGUGAGACAGUCCGCUCCGAGCUCUCCUCCGAACUCGGCUUCAACCGCGAGGACCGCGACAAAAACAUUCAACGCAUCGGCUUCGUAGCCUCAGAACUCACCCGUUCAGGCGCCGCCGUCAUCGCUGCGCCCAUCGCCCCUUUCACCGAGUCCCGCAAGGCCGCUCGCGAAAUCGUCGAGAAGCACGGCUCCUUCUACCUCAUCCACGUCGCCACUCCCCUCGAAUACGCCGAGAAGACCGACAAGCGCGGCAUCUACGCCAAGGCUCGCCGUGGUGAGAUUAAGGGCUUCACGGGUGUUGAUGACCCGUACGAGGCACCGAAGGAUAAGGAGGCGGAUCUUGUGGUUGAUAUUAGCAAGAUUAAUGUCCGAACUGCUGUGCACCAGAUUGUGCUUCUGCUUGAGGCUGAGGGGCUGCUUGAUCAGUUGUGA